Molecule: messenger RNA, 7347 nt
Organism: Eupeodes corollae
Lineage: Eukaryota; Metazoa; Arthropoda; Insecta; Diptera; Syrphidae
Gene: kto
Product: mediator of RNA polymerase II transcription subunit 12
Exons: 10
Coding region: 139-7164 (2341 amino acids)
Biological process (GO): regulation of transcription by RNA polymerase II
Cellular component (GO): mediator complex
Molecular function (GO): transcription coactivator activity
Source: RefSeq, a predicted model, not a curated record
UAAUGGCUGACUGUGACUGCAAGUUUUUCAAAACCAAAAUUUUCUUAUUAUCAAUUUUCGAGUAUUGAAAAUGCCUCGUUUUUAACACAAGUAUUUUCAAAAUAUUCAAAAUUCAACAGUGAAUAAGUGAAAACUAAAAUGCUUUCACUUUUGCAAGAGAAAAGACCCCUAAAACGUCCUCGUUUGGGUCCACCCGAUGUCUACCCACAGGAAGCCAAACAGAGGGAAGAUGAGCUUACUCCGAACAAUGUUAAACACGGAUUCACAGCCAUACCCCAGUUGAACUCUGAAGAAUUUGGAACGGCCCAUAACAGCAAUGUAAAUGCCAGUAAAGUGGGAGCAUUCUUCAAUGCCAUCGUGGCCAAGAAGGAGGAACUGAUGACGCUUCAGGACAGUGGUCGCAAGAAACAGCAGGUGAAUUGCAAAGACAACUUCUGGCCUGUUUCGCCACGUACUAAGAGUGCCCUUGAUGCUUGGUUCAAAGACCUGGCUGGUAACAAGCCUUUGCUUUCGCUCGCAAAGAAAGCGCCGUCUUUUAACAAGAAGGAGGAGAUUUUUGUAAUCCUGUGCGAUAACCAGGUCAGUAUGCAGCGGGCUACAUGGUUCAUCAAACUCAGUGCCGCCUACACUGUCUCCUUCACCGAAUCGAAGAACAAGAAAAGGAGCAUCUAUGAUCCGGCGGUCGAGUGGACCGGCAAUUUGAUCAAAUUCAUGAAGGAACUGCUUCCCAAAUUACAAGAUCAUUUCCAUAAUGGUACUAUGGACAAAAAUUCCUCUCACCAAACAUCAGGCAUGGGACAUACUCCUAACUCGAUUCCCAUCACUUCAAUGACAAGUCCAGUACCGAUGCUUAGUCCGGCCAACAACAGUACCCCUGGUCUAACCAACUUGUCCACACCUCAAGACGAUGGAAAGAAUGCCGUCAAGUACUGGAACUACUGCACCCAGCUGAGUAAAUACAUGCACGAGGAGUCGCUUCUCGAUCGUCAAGAAUUCCUCAACUGGAUUCUUGAUCUGUUGGACAAAAUGCGCUCGCAGAACUCUGACAACGGACUAAAAAAACUAAUUCUAACUUUUGCCCUCCAGUAUAUGCAAGAUUUCGUGCAAGCCGAACGAUUGUGCCGAAAACUAGCUUACAUCGUCGCCAAAAAACUUACAAGCUUAUUGCAUUCCGUAGUCGAUAGUCAAGCUGCUGCCCUUGCUGCAGUCGAAAAGAUUCCCAUAAAAGUUGCACCGGGUGAAAGCUGCGAAAUGGAUAAAACCAAGAAUCCCGGCAUCGAUCCGUUUGAGAGUGCAAUCAAUGAUUACAUGACAUGCGCCCAUCAUCGGGACAUUGUUCUCUUUCUGAGUUCGAUCUUGCAAGUGAUAACCAUCGAGUGUCCGACCGCAAUGGUUUGGUGUGGCAUUGGAGAGAACAGAACUCCGUCGGCUCUGCAUGGAAGUCCGUUGGAUAACCUACCCAUUGCGCCGUCCAUGCUUCCCAUGCCCAAUAAGUGUGAGUUCACCAACAACGAAAUACGGAAGCAGCUGAGAUGUGCGGAAAGCGAAAUUAUUUUGCGCUCGAAACACGCCGAGAAUCGUUGGUGUGCUGAAAAGUGGCAAAAUGCAAACAAAAACUCAUAUUCCAAGGUCUUGACGAUUUUGGAUCACUUGGAUUCUCAUUGCUUCGACAAAAUGGAUCCAAGUAAUUCAAUUGAAUCGUUGUACGCGAAGAUAUUCACGCCGUUCAGUAUGAUUAAGCAAGAGAUGGGAGCUAAUGGAGAAAUGAAAGAAGUAAAGGUUGAAUAUGAUCCUAAGCAGGGUGCAGAUACAGUGAAGAUUCUAUGCGAGUGGGCGGUGUCUUCUCAAAGGUGGGGUGAACAUCGUGCCAUGGUUGUUGCGAUUCUCCUGGACAAGCGCCAAAUGGAAGUAACCACACCACCCGACAAUGAUUACGCGAAUGGAAACAAUAACAACGAUGACAAGGACUCGAUAGCAUCUGGUGUGGGUCUGAUUGGUGGCCUGCCAGUAUUCCAGUCGGUCCUAAUGAAUUUCCUGGAUCAUGACGCACCGGUGUUGGGUGAAAAUGGCUCCCAACAAAAUCGCACCCAAUUCACCAAUCUCGUUCAUCUUUUUAGCGAGCUAUUUCGCCAUGAUGUCUUCUCAUACAACGCUUAUUUGUGUACACUCAUAUCUCGUGGUGAUCUUCUGAUGGAAAGUGUCAUCUCGAAAACCACUAAUUCCAUAACAGGAACAGGGCCCGUUUCGAACAAACCAUCAUCACCGAACCAGGGUUUUGAGGAAGUCUACGAAGAUUACGAUGAUUCCAAUGUGGACGAUGAUUUGGACAAACUUCUGCAGACUAUCAAGGAAAAGGAUCAGCAGAGUGCCAUGGAAGCGCCGGAUAGCCCCAAGGACCCGGAUCAUGUUGCACAUGGCAUAGGAUCGAACGAUCCUCCGAUUUCCCGACACUUCAUCUAUACAAAGCACUUCCCCAUCCAUCAAGACGACCACUACGCAUCCUACAGCAGUGAAUCCAAUCAGCGAUACAUCCUCCUCUUUGGUGUUGGCAAGGAGCGGGACGAAAAGAAACAUGCCGUCAAGAAAAUGUCAAAAGAAAUCUGUAAACUGUUUUCAAAGAAGUUCAGCAUCGACGUGGCUGAGGGUGGGAAGGUCAAGAAGCAUUCGCGAAGCGAGUUCAAUUUCGAAGCCACCACGAGCAAGUGCCAGAACAUGGCGUAUUUUGACCAGCAUGUGGUCACCUAUCAGUGCGCUGCAACAGUAUUAGAACAGUUAAAUAGCUUCGCCUCGGGAAGCAAUAACUAUUUGCCCGUGCAGGAGCAUGUGGCUUUCUUGUUCGACUUGAUGGAAAUGGCGCUGAACAUCUUCAGUCUGUUGGAUUUGUGUAACCAAAUUUUGAAAGAAUUGCCUGAAGUGGAGAAUCAGCUCAUCGCUAAGAAAUCUAACCUGGCAAAGAGUUACACUACGUCGCUGGGACUGUAUAUUGUGGGAAUCCUUCGGCGGUACCACAGCUGUCUGUUGCUUUCUCCCGAGCAGACUUUUUCUGUUUUCGAGGGACUAUGCAAGAUUAUCAAGCAUGUUAGUGCGCCAAGUGAAUGCAGCUCAGCGGAAAGAUGCAUCCUGGCUUACCUCUCUGAUCUCUAUUCCUCCUGCGCCAUGCUCAAGGGCAAAGCACAGUCUGCUGAACAUUUUCAUGCUGCGUACGCCAAGUUUAAGUUGAUUUUCAACUCUCCCGUUCAAACAUCCAUUACUCCACCAUCCUAUAACGCACAAUUCUUGAACGAUCUGUUCACUGCGCCAAAGCGAGGUGGCAAAAUCGAUCCGAUGUGGGCGCGUCAGUUGAAUGAAUCUCCGCUGAAUAUGUACAGCUUCGUGUGCAAUGCCAUCAUCGCGAUUUGCAGAGAGACCGACAACGAUCGAUUGAACGACAUUGCCAUAUCCUGUGCUGAACUGACUGCCUGUUGCAAUGCUUUGUCACAGGAAUGGGUGGCCGCCCUUGGGGCUUUGUGCAAUUCGAACGGGGAUCCACGCUAUCAAGACCUCUUUAGCCAGAUUGACAUUCAGAACGUCAACAUUCACAAUUCCUUGGCAGUCUUCACGUGUAUCCUUAUUGCCCGCCAUUGCUUUUCCUUGGCGGAUUUCGUCAUGAAGAUAGCUCUGCCAGCUCUGGCCAACGCUUGCAAUGGUGGUGGCGACAUAACAUCCGACGCCGAGGCUGGCGCAAGAUUGACGUGUCAUUUGGUGUUGAAACUCUUCAAAACAAUUGAAAUUCCCCAACCUGGAUUAUAUUCCGUGAGCACGUCGCCGAAUCCAAUAAAUGGGGCGGGCCCAGCCUGUAACAUAAAAUUGAGCUGUGACCGUCACUUGCUCGUGGGUGCUCAUAAAAACAUUCCCAUUGAAGCGGUUUUGGCUGUUUUGAAGGCGAUUCUCUUGGUGGUGGACACCACAGCCCAGAAGACUCCCUCGUCCUCGACUGUGUUCAACAGUGGAAAGCGAAGCGGAUUAAACACACCCGUCCACCCGGGAAGCACCCCGAAGAAUUCGGAUCAUCCGGUAAAUUUGAGUACGAUAUUGGGAACGUGUGAUUUUAGUGUGUUGGGGGAAGCAGAAGAUGCCAUGCAUGGUUCCUCAACAAGUGAUCAGAUUUCCCUAUCGGACUUUGCCCAGCACGUCCUUAAGCAGAUAUGUUCCCAAGAGUAUGUCCUCGAGAGAUGUCUCGAAAACUCGGAGACCCUUUGCGAUAUGAUCAUAGAUGACAUGUUGACAUCGAAGCAAGUUCAGCGACUGUUACACAUGAUAUGCUACGCAGAGAACGAGUACAAUUUAAUCACCGAAAUGGAUCAGAAGGCAAUUAUCGUACGGAUCCUGGAGAACUUAGAGCAGUGGACUUUGCGGAUAUCUUGGCUUGAUUUGCAGCUAAUGUAUCGCCAGACGUCUUCGAACUCCACCGAACUGACGAAUUGGCUGGACACGGUGGCAAGAGCUGCCAUAGACGUGUUCCAAAUUGAUGAAACCGCCGCAAAAAAUCAAAAGACUAAGCCAUCAACAUGGCUAGUAGCUCCACUUGUGUCCAAGCUUACAAGUGCCGUUCAAGGUAGAAUUCUGCGAGUAGCCGGCCAAGUUCUGGAAAGUAUGAACUAUUUUUCGAAAAUCAAAGACUGCGAGGAGAGGGAAAAAAUGGGAGUGAAUAAGAAAAAGCUUCCCAUGAACAAUCAACCAUUUCUAGGAUUGGUGUUGACAUGCCUCAAGGGACAAGAUGAGCAGAAGGAAGGUCUGUUAGUUUCGCUUCAUUCGCAAUUGUCAACGUUUUUGCAAUCCAUAUCAGAGUUUGAAGAAAUAGGAGGAAUCGAUGAUCCCCAAGGAAAAGAGGAAAUGUUAGAUGCCCUGCAGUUGCGUUUCUCAUUGGUGGGUGGAAUGUUCGAAGCAAUACAAAAGAAUGGAACAUCCACAACCGAUUGGGCUAUUCUUCUGGCUCAACUUGUUUGUCAAGGAGUUAUUGAUUUGACCAACAAUAGUGAACUAUUUACAACUGUCGUUGAUAUGCUGGCAACGUUAGUACAUUCCACCUUAGCUUCAGACAGUCAAUCCGAAAGGGACGAGAACAAGAAGCUCUACUUGAAUCUCAUGAAGAAGCUCAAGAAGGAAAUAGGAGAGAAGAACAAUGCUUCCAUUAGAUUCAUACGUCAGCUAUUGCCCCUAUAUAAACAAACAACAGAAGUUAUUGCUUGUGAACCAGCAGGAGUAGAUGCCAAGGACAAAAAGCUUCUUCGUAUAUCAGAUAAGCAACGAAUCAGCGUAUGGGACAUUUUGGAAGGUCACAAAAAUCCUGCACCUUUGUCUUGGGCAUGGUUUGGAGCAGUUAAGCUUGAGAGAAAACCGUUAGCUUACGAAGAAGCUCAUCGUCAUCUUAAAUAUCAUACGCAUAGUUUAGUCAAACCGAGUAACUAUUAUUAUGAACCAUUGCCACUGCCUCCAGAGGAUAUCGAACCUAUUCCGGAAAAAAUUGUGAAGGAUGAAAUGAAAGCAGACACACCAUCGUCUGUUGAUCAGUCGCCAAGUGCUCCAGUUACGGGUAGGGGUAGAGGCAAAGGCAAUCGGAAGCCAAGGAAACCCAAAAAUGCCAAAACGCCUCCGGUCAAUACCCAGAAUCAAGCACAACUAGCACAGCCUCCACAGCAACAACAACAACAGCAGCAAACACAACAACAACAACAGCAACAACAACAGCAGCAACAACAGCAACAACAACAGCAACAACAACAACAGCAGCAACAACAAAUCAAUCCCAAUCAAAUGAAUCCCAUGCAGAUGAACAUGCAAUUUGCUCCAAAUCAAAUGAUACCCGGAAACCCGAACCAAAUUAUGCAGCAGCAACAACAAAUGGCUGUGCCAGGUAAUAUGCAUCAACAGCUUGGACCUGGAAAUCCUCAACAAAAUUCACAAAUGGGUUUUGUGGCUGGUGCUCCGGGAAUGGCACAAGGGCAGCCACAGCAACAACAAUGGCCUGGUUCUGGCUAUCAUCCAAUGCAGCAACAACAACAGCAACAACAAUUCUACAACCAACAAGGAAUGCAAAUGAACCGUUUCGAGAGACCUCAAAUGAACAAUUCGAAGGCUGCCUUGGAAAAGAUGUUACGUCAGCGUCAACCACCAUUUAUGGGCGCUAAUCAAAACAGUGGAUCCGGUUUCAAUAUGCAGCAACAGCAACAGCAGCAGCAACAACAACAACAGCAGCAACAACGUCAACCUCAGACUGUUAUGCAGCAGCAGCAACAGCAGCAACCCCAACAGCAACAGGUGCAGCAGCAGCAGCAACAACAACAGCAGCAACAAUUCAUACGGAGCACAUUGAGAGGAAUAGCUCCCAAUCAGAUGGCAGCCAAUAGUCAAAUGGGCACGUCUAUGAAUCAAGCAAUGGGACAAAUGGGUCAGCCCAAUAUGAGUCAGGGUAUCAAUCCGAAUGCAAUUAUACCACAGCAAUCUCAAAUUCAGCCAACUGGGAUCAGUCAAAAUACUCAAAGUCAACAAGCCAUGGCCAUGGCUCAGGGUGGUAGCAUGAUUGGGUCGAAUAGUUCUGGGAAUAUGAUAAAUCCACAAAGUGCUGGAAUGGUUAAUGCCGGAAUGAGUCAGAGCGCUGGAAUGAUGCAGCAGCAAAAUGUUGGCAUUGUCGGCCAGGGACCUCAAUUCCAAAACUUCAACAGCUACAAUAAUCAGGGUAUGAGCCAACAGGGCAACCAGCAAAGCAUGAUGGGUAGCUUCAAUCAAAUGGGUGGCCAGAGGAGCAAUCCCACCGAAUACUUGGCUCAACAGCGUGCCAUGCCUGCCAAUAGGGGCCAAUACAUGAAUCAGGCGCCAAAUGUUACAAUGAACAGCAUGAUGGCCCAAGGACCAGCCCCGCCGUAUUCGAGACAACAGCCGACCGGGGGUAAGCCUGCAGUUGUGUCGGCGCAGCAAUUCCAGCAACAACAGCAACAUAGAAUCCAUCAUCAAAUGUUGAUGCAAGGAAUGGGUCAGCAGAAUGCUGGACCUGGUAUGGGACAACCACAGACACAGAGUAUGGGGCAACAGCAGACGCCGAAUUUAGUUGCUCAACUUCAGCGGCAGAUGCCCAACCAGCAGGGAAUGAUGGGCCAACAGUUCUCACAACAUCCCCAGCAGUACUAAGUAUUUCAAUUUUCUUUUUUUUGUAAGUUAUUUUUUUAAAUGAAUUUCGUUUCGUCUAUAAAACGACUCAAUGCGAUGUUUAUAAUUUAUUUUGUAAAAUGAAUGAUUUUGAUUCUCCCUUCAAAUUUUUGUGUCGAAAGGAAAAAAGGAAAAUUAUCGUCGAAUAAAAUUAAAAACAUUUAA